AUGUUAAGCGCUGAUGACACUUGGCGGAAGAUUUUAAAUAUUUGCAAUGGAUUUCAAGAUUUUACUUUAUGUCUAGGAUUCACAUACGAAUGGAUGACCUGUUAUCUACUAGAUAUACGUUAUUGCUUUAGUGUAUCAUUUCUUACACUUGAUAAAAUGUCAGGGGUUCACAUACGAAUGGAUGAUCUGUUAUCGGCAGCAAUAUGUGAAGCUGGUUUAGAAGAAUUCUUGUUGGCACCGGAAAUCAUUGAUAGUGAAGUUGAGAAGUCAGGAAAUGAUAUAUUAACACGGCCACUCAAUACCAGUGAUCAGACAAACGAUUUGACAGGAUUUUCAUUAGGGAAAGCCGAACCAGAAGAUAAGAAGCAAAAUAUAGAAAUAUUAAGCGAUGGUUGUUUAAUCCUUCCUUCAUGUUCACAUACGGAUUCUGAAAGUAAUUCUCGUUCGGAUACACCGCGCGCUGAUGAUCCCUCAAAUAACAGCACCGAAAAUACAGCCAUUCAUCAACAGUCAGUUGAAAUCGUUGGAACGGCCGAAUUACCAAGUGAUUUGAGUACUGACGAUGGUAAACGGACGACAGUAAACGAACAACAUGAAAAUACUGGCAAGUUGCCGGAUGGUGGAAACAAUAUUUUCCGUUCACAACGUUCAGUUACCUCAUCGCAACAACCAUUACAACCGAACAAUUUAACGUCAGUCAGAAACUCUGUAACAGCACGGUCGACAGUGAAAGUACGUGAAAUGUACAGAGCUACCAAUGGAGCUGACGAUGAUAAUGAUGUUGAAAUUAUCGGGGAAGCAUCGUGCAUGAGUGGUGCAUCUUGGAACUUACCACGUCGCGUGAUAGUUAUGCAGCAACGUCCCAAAAAUGGUGUCGUUUACGUACGUCAGCGUAACUGGGAUAUUAUGCCACGGCGUAUUCCGACUACACGUGCAGUUUUAAGUCGAAACUGUAACGGAACAUUUGCCCUUCGUGGUAGUCGUAUAAUCCGGCCAGUUUUUCGGUCAGAUCGAUCAACACCUGUUUUCUUGCAAAGGAGCACUACACCAUCAGCAUGCAUUGAGAGAGAUCCAGUGAACGUUUUGCAAGAGACAGGACAUCAGUAUUUGCCUUCAGCAGUAUUACAAUCGAAUAUCACAUCUUCAAAUGCUCAAGCAAGGAUUAUACGGAAUUCAGUUUUACGCCGAACAUCUCCAGUGACUGUGCAAGGUCCUCAUUCCACUGUAACAACAAACCGUGUGUUACCGAACUUGCAGAGAGCUCGAAGUCAUUUAACCGGUUCUAUUGCUAGUAUGAAACCAAUCUUAUCCAACACAUCAGGAAAUAAUAAUAAUGAAAAACGACAGCUCGAUGCAACCGGUCGGAUACGUAUGCUUGGAAAUUCGGUUGAACCACGGCUACCUGUAGGUGAAGUUUUGCGACGUAUUCGGAUGAGUGAACGAAAGACGCCACAUACCGAUGAGUAUCGUGGUAGCGGGGCAUCAAAAGACGAAGUGUUCUUUGAUAAUUCAAGCACUAUGGAACGCAAACUGCUGGACCAGAAAGAAAAAAAAUCCGUAAGGAAUGAGAUGGAAACGGCCCUACAGUGCCGUCUUACUCAAAAUGAACAGGAGAUUGAUGAUGAGGAAGAGAAUUUGGGCUAUGCGGAAACGUAUGCAGAUUAUCGUCCAACGAAACUUCGUUCCGGCUUGUCGCAUCCGGACAGUGUUAUUGAAACUGCAUCGUUGAGUAGUGUUGCGCCACCAGAUAUACGUUAUAAUUUAACUGUCCCGGAAGAGAUCAUUGAUACAGGCGCGAUUUCAGCUGUACAGUUGGAAGCAGUUGUAUAUGCUUGUCAAGCGCAUGAGAUGCGCCUUCCAUCGAAUGAACGCGCUGGCUAUUUGAUUGGUGAUGGAGCUGGUGUGGGUAAAGGAAGAACGAUUGCUUGCAUCAUUUUUGAAAAUUAUUUAUUAGGACGGAAACGAUCAAUCUGGCUCAGUGUUUCGGCUGAUUUGCGAUACGAUGCCGAACGAGAUUUGAGAGAUAUCGGUGCAAAAAACAUCAAGGUUUACGCAUUAAAUAAAUUCAAAUAUUCCAAAAUUGGUGGAAAAGAAAAUGAUGUUAAGAAAGGCUGCAUUUUUGCUACGUAUUCAUCACUCAUUGGUGAAUGUCGUUCAGCAAAAGGUAAAUACCGAACAAGGCUUAAACAACUGAUCCAGUGGUUUGGUCAGGAUUACGAUGGUGUUAUUGUGCUUGAUGAGUGUCAUCGUGCGAAGAAUUUGGUUCCAACAUCCGGUUCAAAACCAACGAAAACUGGCCGAAGUGUUAUGGAACUGCAAAAAGCUUUACCAAACGCCCGAAUUGUUUAUGCUUCAGCAACUGGUGCAACAGAACCUCGAAAUAUGGCAUAUAUGACACGUAUAGGCUUGUGGGGACAGGGACAAGCAUUUCGAGAAUUUAGUGAUUUCAUUAAUGCUGUAGAAAAACGAGGCGUUGGAGCUAUGGAAGUAGUUGCAAUGGAUAUGAAGCAGCGUGGCCUUUAUCUGGCGCGACAGCUUUCUUUCCGUGGUGUGAGCUUUCGGGUUGAAGAAGUGCCACUGUCGGCAGAUUUCGUCGAAGUUUAUGACGCAUCGGUUAAAAUAUGGCUUGAAUGUCGACGACAGUUCCAGGCAGCUCUUACUCGUCAUUGUAUUGGUCGAACGCAAGUGAAACUGAUUUGGGGACAGUUUUGGGCUGCACAUCAACGAUUUUUCAAGUACAUCUGUAUUGGUGCAAAGGUAAAAUCAUGUGUCAAGAUAGUGCGUGAUGCAAUAAAAGCCAAUAAGUGCGUUGUGAUUGGUUUACAAACUACUGGUGAGUCGAAAACACUGGAAGCACUUGACGAUGCCGGUGGCGAAUUGAAUGAAUUCGUAUCCACUGCCAAAGCAGUAUUGGCGAGGCUUAUAGAAAAACAUUUCCCAACGGAAAAUACGAAUUCUUCAGCGGAUGUAUAUACCAAUUUCGACAAAAUGUGCAAUGAAUUAGAUCGUCCAGUCAAACGCAAAUUAGACAGAUUGGGGUCUGUGAGUUUGACAACCUUUGCUUCAUCUGCAAAACGGAUGAGACAAAAUUCGAUUACGGCAGAACAAACAAGUGAAGAGGAACAGUCUGAUUCGGAUGGUACGGAGUCAUCAACACGCGAUGAUAGUUCGCAAUCAACGGAAGAGGAAGAUGAAUCAUCGAGUGAAGAAGGAGAACCAUCAAAUGGAGCCAUCCAAGGUGACGAAGAUACCUGGUUACAAAGAUUAUUGGAUGAAGCAAAAAGUUCAGAUGAGGAAGCAGCUGAAGAAAAAAGUGGCAGUGAAAAGGAGAAGGGAGGCAGUGACGAGGAAGAAUUGAAUCCAUUUACUUGUGAUUUUACUAGAGAAGAUCCAUGGGCAGCAAAACAGCAGGUUAUUUCGGACUCACCAAAGAAGACGAAAGUUAAGAAAAAGAAGAUCAAAAAGAAGCAAAAAAAAUCUACUAGUAAGAUCGAUUCUACAGCGAUGCAUAGUACUGCCGAUGUUUUCAUAUCAUCUUCACGUCUGGUAAGUGAUGAGGAUCUUACGCUUGGUGAAACUUCACUAAUCAAAGCUGAACUGCUGGCUGCUGUAGAGCGUCUAAGCCCUCGAUUGCCACCAAAUACGCUUGAUCAGUUAAUUGAUGAAUUGGGUGGUCCUGAUUAUGUCGCUGAGAUGACUGGUCGUAAAGGUCGUGUUGUAUGCCGUGAAGAUGGUGAUGUUGAAUAUGAACUUCGACAUGCUGGAGCAGAUGUACCGCUUGAACUAAUGAAUAUGGAUGAAAAAGAUAAAUUUAUGAAGGGCGAAAAAUUAGUUGCUUCGGAUCGAAGAGCUACAAACCGUCGACGUCGCGUACAUAUCACGUUGGAAUUACCUUGGUCAGCCGAUAAAGCUAUUCAACAAUUUGGGCGUACACAUCGUUCAAAUCAAGUGAGUGCGCCGGAAUACAUAUUCUUGAUAUCCGAACUGGCUGGUGAAAAAAGGUUUGCAUCAAUAGUUGCUAAACGACUUGAAUCUCUCGGAGCAUUAACGCAUGGUGACCGUCGUGCGACAGAAUCACGUGACCUGAGUCAGUUUAAUUUGGAUACGAGAUAUGGUCGAGCUGCCUUAGACGUACUGCUGCGAACGGUUACUGGAUUGCUCGAUCCUCCACUUAUACCACCACCAAAGGAUUAUAAACCUGGAAAUUUCAUCAUUGAUAUGCAGUGUUAUAUGGAGGGUGUUGGUUUAUUAUCACUGGAUAAUGGUGUUUAUACAAUUGAAAAAGAAUCUGCAACUAUACCAAAGUUUCUAAAUCGUCUUCUUGGCUUACCAGUACAUGCACAGAACGCACUUUUCCAAUAUUUUUCUGAUAUCGUUGCUGAAUUGGUUGCACAAGCGAAACAUGAUGGAACUUAUGAUAUGGGUAUUAUGGAUCUUGGAAUGGGUGGGGAUGAGGCACGCAAGUUAGAAACUCGUGUAUUCAUGGGACGCUAUGAAAGUGGUUUCUUCCGAGUUGAGAUUCACAAAAUUGGUGUGGAACGUGGUGUGAGUUGGGAAGAUGCUUAUGCAAUUUGGAAGGAUCAUCACGAAGACCAGGAUGGUUUUUAUCUGGCAUCGGUUGGUAAUAAUGGGAAGAAGACUGCAGCUCUUGUUUAUGGUAUCGGCAAGAAACGUUUGGAUACAGGUGCACGCCUUUUUUGCAUAACACGACCAAGCACAGGUCGAAGUGCAAAACUGGAAACAAUUGAUGAGUUAACAAAACGUUUUCAUCUUGCCACUCCUGAAGAAACUGAACAAGUUUGGAAAGAUUUGUUUGAAGGUUCGAACAAAACCUGUCAGCAUAAUUAUUUUCAUGGCCGUUGCCGGAACGAAGCGAUGGGUGUAUACUGUGAAACUGGACGGCGGACCCGAACUUACUUUGUUCUUUCGGGUUCGGUGCUCUCGGUAUGGCCGAUCGUCGAAGAAGUAUUGUCCAGCGGUAUGUCUGCUCGAGAAAUCAGACGAUCACAGCGGAUGCAGAUAAUCCGUGUCAGAACACCACAAGAUCACAAAAUCGUUGGAUUGCUGGUAUUGCCACAAUAUGUACGAACACUGGUUGCGCGUUUUGAGAAACACUGUGGUGGUUGUGUGGAGUCGAAAUCAGCAAAUACUUUAAAUUAA
Molecule: messenger RNA, 5160 nt
Organism: Brugia malayi
Lineage: Eukaryota; Metazoa; Nematoda; Chromadorea; Rhabditida; Onchocercidae
Gene: Bma-let-765
Product: Notch signaling pathway homolog protein 1, putative
Exons: 29
Coding region: 1-5160 (1719 amino acids)
Biological process (GO): regulation of DNA-templated transcription
Cellular component (GO): nucleus
Molecular function (GO): chromatin DNA binding; histone binding
Source: RefSeq, a predicted model, not a curated record